Molecule: messenger RNA, 2923 nt
Organism: Carcharodon carcharias (great white shark)
Lineage: Eukaryota; Metazoa; Chordata; Chondrichthyes; Lamniformes; Lamnidae
Exons: 2
Coding region: 110-2881 (923 amino acids)
Biological process (GO): attachment of mitotic spindle microtubules to kinetochore
Source: RefSeq, a predicted model, not a curated record
CCUGCUCCCCGCCUUCCAAAUCAACAGAGGGUCCAGCAUCCAGAUCAAGCAUUAGCACCUGAACCCCAAGAUCCAGAUCCAGAACUGGAGCCUGAACCCUCAGAUCCAGAUGCAGAACUGGAGCCUGAACCCCAAGAUCCAGAUCCAGAACUGGAGCCUGAACCCUCAGAUCCAGAUGCAGAACUGGAGCCUGAACCCCAAGAUUCAGAUCCAGAACUGGAGCCUGAACCCCAAGAUCCAGAUCCAGAACUGGAGCCUGAACCCCAAGAUCCAGAUCCAGAACUGGAGCCUGAACCCUCAGAUCCAGAUGCAGAACUGGAGCCUGAACCCCAAGAUCCAGAUCCAGAACUGGAGCCUGAACCCCAAGAUCCAAAUCCAGAACUGGAGCCUAAACCCCAAGAUCCAAAUCCAGAGCUGGAGCCUGAAUCCCAAUAUCCGAAUCCAGAACUGGAGCCUGAACCCCAAGAUCCGAAUCCAGAACUGGAGCCUAAACCCCAAGAUCCAAAUCCAGAGCUGGAGCCUGAACCCCAAGAUCCAGAUCCAGAACUGGAGCCUGAACCCCAAGAUCCAGAUCCAGAGCUGGAGCCUGAACCCCAAGAUCCAGAUCCAGAGCUGGAGCCUGAACCCCAAGAUCCAGAUCCAGAACUGGAGCCUGAACCCCAAGAUCCAGAUCCAGAGCUGGAGCCUGAACCCCAAGAUCCAGAUCCAGAGCUGGAGCCUGAACCCCAAGAUCCAGAUCCAGAACUGGAGCCUGAACCCCAAUAUCCGAAUCCAGAACUGGAGCCUGAAUCCCAAUAUCCGAAUCCAGAACUGGAGCCUGAAUCCCAAUAUCCGAAUCCAGAACUGGAGCCUGAAUCCCAAUAUCCGAAUCCAGAACUGGAGCCUGAAUCCCAAUAUCCGAAUCCAGAACUGGAGCCUGAAUCCCAAUAUCCGAAUCCAGAACUGGAGCCUGAAUCCCAAUAUCCGAAUCCAGAACUGGAGCCUGAAUCCCAAUAUCCGAAUCCAGAACUGGAGCCUGAACCCCAAUAUCCGAAUCCAGAACUGGAGCCUGAACCCCAAGAUCCAGAUCCAGAACUGGAGCCUGAACCCCAAGAUCCAGAUCCAGAGCUGGAGCCUGAACCCCAAGGUCCAGAUCCAGAACUGGAGCCUGAAUCCCAAUAUCCGAAUCCAGAACUGGAGCCUGAACCCCAAGAUCCAGAUCCAGAACUGGAGCCUGAACCCCAAGAUCCAGAUCCAGAACUGGAGCCUGAACCCCAAGAUCCAGAUCCAGAACUGGAGCCUGAACCCUCAGAUCCAGAUGCAGAACUGGAGCCUGAACCCCAAGAUCCAGAUGCAGAACUGGAGCCUGAACCCCAAGAUCCAGAUGCAGAACUGGAGCCUGAACCCUCAGAUCCAGAUGCAGAACUGGAGCCUGAACCCCAAGAUCCAGAUCCAGAACUGGAGCCUGAACCCCAAGAUCCAGAUCCAGAACUGGAGCCUGAACCCCAAGAUCCAGAUCCAGAACUGGAGCCUGAACCCUCAGAUCCAGAUGCAGAACUGGAGCCUGAACCCCAAGAUCCAGAUCCAGAACUGGAGCCUGAACCCCAAGAUCCAAAUCCAGAGCUGGAGCCUGAAUCCCAAUAUCCGAAUCCAGAACUGGAGCCUGAACCCCAAGAUCCGAAUCCAGAACUGGAGCCUAAACCCCAAGAUCCAAAUCCAGAGCUGGAGUGUGAACCCCAAGAUCCAGAUCCAGAAUUGGAGCCUGAACCCCAAGAUCCAGAUCCAGAGCUGGAGCCUGAACCCCAAGAUCCAGAUCCAGAGCUGGAGCCUGAACCCCAAGAUCCAGAUCCAGAACUGGAGCCUGAACCCCAAGAUCCAGAUCCAGAGCUGGAGCCUGAACCCCAAGAUCCAGAUCCAGAGCUGGAGCCUGAACCCCAAGAUCCAGAUCCAGAACUGGAGCCUGAACCCCAAUAUCCGAAUCCAGAACUGGAGCCUGAAUCCCAAUAUCCGAAUCCAGAACUGGAGCCUGAAUCCCAAUAUCCGAAUCCAGAACUGGAGCCUGAAUCCCAAUAUCCGAAUCCAGAACUGGAGCCUGAAUCCCAAUAUCCGAAUCCAGAACUGGAGCCUGAAUCCCAAUAUCCGAAUCCAGAACUGGAGCCUGAAUCCCAAUAUCCGAAUCCAGAACUGGAGCCUGAAUCCCAAUAUCCGAAUCCAGAACUGGAGCCUGAAUCCCAAUAUCCGAAUCCAGAACUGGAGCCUGAACCCCAAUAUCCGAAUCCAGAACUGGAGCCUGAACCUCAAGAUCCAGAUCCAGAACUGGAGCCUGAACCCCAAGAUCCAGAUCCAGAGCUGGAGCCUGAACCCCAAGGUCCAGAUCCAGAACUGGAGCCUGAAUCCCAAUAUCCGAAUCCAGAACUGGAGCCUGAACCCCAAGAUCCAGAUCCAGAACUGGAGCCUGAACCCCAAGAUCCAGAUCCAGAACUGGAGCCUGAACCCCAAGAUCCAGAUCCAGAACUGGAGCCUGAACUCCAAGAUCCAGAUCCAGAACUGGAGCCUGAACCCCAAGAUCCAGAUCCAGAACUGGAGCCUGAACCCCAAGAUCCAGAUCCAGAACUGGAGCCUGAACCCCAAGAUCCAGAUCCAGAACUGGAGCCUGAACCCCAAGAUCCAGAUCCAGAACUGGAGCCUGAACUCCAAGAUCCAGAUCUGGAGCCUGAACUCCAAGAUCCAGAUCCAGAGCUGGAGCCUGAACUCCAAGAUCCAGAUCCAGAGCUGGAGCAUGAACCCCAAGAUCCAGAUCCAGAACUGGAGCCUGAACCCCAAGAUCCAGAUCCAGAACUGGAGCCUGAACCUCACAAUUAUCAACAGGGACAUUAGAUUGAUCAGGGUGGCACCUGACUGAGUCCAGAGAGGGAGAUGGAAGGGAAUGGGGAGGGAAGGAGGG